CCUGUAUAGAACAUCCGCUAUCCACCUCGCCAACAUGUCUUCCGAAUCACGUCUCUACACCAUCUCCCCAGAAACCAAAGACAAACUCCGCAAGUUUCGUCUCGGAACCUCCAGAGCCAAAGAUCCCCAAGCAAUUAUCUACCAAAUCAACAAAUCCAACAUGGAGAUCACCCCCUCCGACAACCCUCAAGUCGUCUACACCAACAUGCUCGACCUCGCAGAUGAACUUCCCGAUAAUACUCCUCGCUUCAUCUUAUUGAGUUAUCCUCUCACUUUGUCCUCCGGCCGCCUCUCAGUCCCCUACGUAAUGCUCAACUACCUGCCCCCGACCUGCAGCGCAGAGAAUCGCAUGUUGUAUGCAGGAGCAAAAGAAUUGAUGCGGAGUACGAGUGAAGCGGGGAAAUUGAUUGAGAUUGAUUCCGCAGAGGAUUUGGAGGGGAUUGAAGAGGUGUUGAAGGGGGAAGAAUAG
Messenger RNA from Sphaerulina musiva SO2202, 469 nucleotides. RefSeq names its product GMF family protein. Gene Ontology annotation, biological process: actin filament debranching; negative regulation of Arp2/3 complex-mediated actin nucleation. The record is from RefSeq and is a predicted model, not a curated record. Lineage: Eukaryota; Fungi; Ascomycota; Dothideomycetes; Mycosphaerellales; Mycosphaerellaceae. Gene Ontology annotation, cellular component: actin cortical patch. The transcript is spliced from 4 exons. Gene Ontology annotation, molecular function: actin binding; Arp2/3 complex binding. The coding region runs from base 35 to 469 and encodes 144 amino acids.